This is a messenger RNA of Dama dama (fallow deer), 6940 nucleotides long. RefSeq names its product RNA binding fox-1 homolog 2 (gene RBFOX2). The transcript has 13 exons. The coding region runs from base 247 to 1392 and encodes 381 amino acids. Gene Ontology annotation, molecular function: mRNA binding. Gene Ontology annotation, cellular component: cytoplasm; nucleus. NCBI's taxonomy places the organism in Eukaryota, Metazoa, Chordata, Mammalia, Artiodactyla, Cervidae. The record is from RefSeq and is a predicted model, not a curated record. Gene Ontology annotation, biological process: nervous system development; regulation of alternative mRNA splicing, via spliceosome.
UUCAGCCAUCUGCCUGAGAUAUGGGAGGGAGCUGGAGAAAGAAGGAGGGGGAGAGACUGCCAGAGAGGAAGAGAAAAGAAAGGAAGAAACACUAGAAAGAAAAAGGAAGGAAAACGAGAUAAAGGGAGAACAAUCACCCGCCCUUAACAAGCUAGACUGGGGGGGGAGGGGGGUGGAAAGAAAGCCGUGGAAGGUGUCCCCCCAGCGCAGCUGCUCUGAGCGUUCAUCAUCUGUUCCCUUUGGUUUAUGGAGAAAAAGAAAAUGGUAACUCAGGGUAACCAGGAGCCAACAACAACUCCUGACGCAAUGGUUCAGCCUUUUACUACCAUCCCAUUUCCACCACCUCCACAGAAUGGAAUUCCCACAGAGUAUGGAGUGCCACACACUCAGGACUACGCCGGCCAGACCAGUGAGCACAACCUGACACUGUACGGAAGCACGCAAGCCCACGGGGAGCAGAGCAGCAACUCACCCAGCACGCAGAACGGAUCUCUGACGCAGACAGAAGGAGGCGCACAGACAGAUGGCCAGCAGUCACAGACACAAAGUAGUGAAAAUUCAGAGAGUAAAUCUACCCCUAAACGACUGCAUGUCUCUAAUAUUCCUUUCCGCUUCCGGGACCCUGACCUCCGGCAGAUGUUUGGGCAGUUUGGCAAAAUCCUAGAUGUAGAAAUAAUCUUUAAUGAACGUGGUUCUAAGGGAUUCGGGUUCGUAACUUUCGAGAAUAGUGCUGAUGCAGACAGGGCCAGGGAGAAAUUACACGGCACCGUGGUAGAGGGCCGUAAAAUCGAGGUGAAUAAUGCUACAGCACGUGUAAUGACCAAUAAGAAGAUGGUCACACCAUAUGCAAAUGGUUGGAAAUUAAGCCCAGUAGUUGGAGCUGUAUAUGGCCCUGAGUUGUAUGCAGCAUCCAGUUUCCAAGCAGAUGUGUCCCUAGGCAACGACGCAGCCGUGCCCCUGUCAGGAAGAGGGGGUAUCAACACUUACAUUCCUUUAAUCAGUCUCCCUUUAGUUCCUGGCUUCCCUUACCCAACUGCAGCCACCACGGCGGCCGCUUUCAGAGGAGCCCACCUGAGGGGCAGAGGGCGGACGGUAUAUGGCGCAGUCCGAGCGGUACCUCCAGCAGCCAUUCCCGCCUAUCCAGGUGUGGUUUACCAGGACGGAUUUUACGGUGCUGACCUCUAUGGUGGGUACGCAGCCUACAGAUACGCACAGCCUGCCACCGCGACUGCAGCCACCGCCGCUGCCGCCGCGGCAGCCGCUUACAGCGACGGUUAUGGCAGGGUGUACACAGCCGACCCCUACCAUGCCCUUGCCCCUGCCGCUAGCUAUGGAGUUGGCGCUGUGGCGAGUUUAUACCGAGGUGGCUACAGCCGAUUUGCCCCCUACUGAAGUGACGUGAGACCCCUGCAAGUGGGACAGCCCCCCAGUUCAUGAGGCCUGGCUAUUGCAAUAUUUACUAGUAGAGGAACUCUAUAGCAAGAUGAAGAGGAAAAACAAACAAACAAAAAAAAAAAAAACACAAAAAAAGAGAGAAUACUUUUUUAUACCUCACUAUGUUCUUUGAAUAUGUAUUUUUCCUUUAAAUUUCUGCCUUUAAUUCUUUUGUUCCAAAGAUUGUGCAUUUUUUUCUUUUUUUUUCUUUUUUUUUAACUGUGGUAAAAAAAAAAAAUGCAUUUCCAUGUCUGUAUGUCCGUGCUUAGCUUAUUCUAUCAAUCACGGAAGAGGCAGUUAAUGAGGAAGGAGAGCAUUAGGAGCUGAUAAAUGCAUCUGAUCAGAAAUCAGCAGACAGGAUUACCAAAGUGAAUCUGGUGCUGACAGGCUGGGGGGCAAGCAGAAGUAGCAGAGAUCUCUCUGCAGCAGAAUAUCCUUCUAGUCUUCUGAGCUUCUGGUCUUUGGCAGGCCGUUCUGACUGGCUGUGGCUGGAAUCCACAUGCUAAUAGAUGAUAGGAAUGUGUGCUUGCAAAGCAGGAGAAUCACAAAGACACUUUCCUCUCCUCUUCCCUCCUGUCUUCUCCAUUCUUUUUACAAUCAUCUUAACAUGCACAGCCUGAGAUAGUUGGCAUGGUUUUUGGAAUUAUAGUAUUAAUAUUUCCAAACAUGCGCUCAGACUGUGGAUAAUAAACACCUCAUUAGGCAUCCGGUCUCAGAAUGAACUCUGGAGUCUGAGAAAGAUCAUUCUUUUCUUUCCUGCAAACCCUAGCAUUCCUGCUGGGCUUCUUCCCUUUCUUUGAACCACCGCUUAGCUCAUCUCUCCGUUUACUAACACCCUGCUCCCAUGUCCUCAAGAUUCAAGAAUUUAGGACCCAGGGAUAGAAGAAGAAAUAGCCAGUGGCCAGAUUUCCCCAGAGGUCUGGGCACGGCUUGCGGGCUAGAAGUCCAGAUUGUCGAGUGCCAGUGAAGAGGAUGAGGGCAAGUAAAGGGGUGUUAGAUGAUGUCUGACAAGGUGCCCUGGUAUUCCCAGUCUUUCUCUUGCAUCAGAAAGUUAGCACAGAGUGUAAAACAUGUAAUAUAGGCUCUGUUGGCAAAAGAUAAAGCACCGAGCCCUAGAUCAACUGUCCCUGGAGGUUUGGUGAGCAGGGCAUGUAAGGGCAGGCAAAGGCACUUUGUACAAGCUCCAAAGCCAUAGGACUUUUCAUCUUCCAGAGCCUGUACGAGUCACUUCUCUGUCCACAGUCUGGAGCCCUCAUGGCCACUUCACCCAGCUUCACUAUCCUCCAAAGACAGCCAGCUGAGCACCUGGACCACUUGGUAUUCGUGAACACUACAGGACAUGAAACCGAAGCCGCUGAGGCUGCUCCCCUCCCUCCUGUACAGGGAGGGGGGUCUGAAAUGGCCAGGACCUCACAUGUUGCCAGAAAGAGCCACUCGUGUGGCCAACACGUGAGUCCCUGCUGCACUACCCGGCUGCGAUGUUCUGUCUGUUAUCAGGGCAGGGGGGCUGUGCUUCUCUUCUAGCUAUUAGCUGUUAAAGGUAAAGGUCCUGCAGGAUUUCCAAAAUGAAGGCAUUAGCAAAUGGAAAAGCACGGUCCAUUUGGCUCCCCGGUCUAUUCACAUUGGUACUAGGGUGACCUUUCACCCGAGGGAUAGCUGCUAAAGGGAGCAAUUCAGAGACAUGGAGCUUCUGGUUUGUUAUGGGUUUGUUUUGGUUUGUUUUUUUUUUGUUGUUGUUUUAAUUUUUUUUUUUUUUACUCCUGCCUCCACACAUGUUCUUGCCUGAUCCUGAUUCUUGUCCCUGAAUUAAAAUGACUGACGUAUGACAGCAUCAAGCAUUCUUUGUAAGCAGAGGGAUCUGUCUUGGGGUGGGGUGGGGGGGCUGACCUGUCAUGUAUAAUACAUAUCUUCUCCCCCUUCAGAAUCCUUUCUCUCCUAAUAACUGGGAGAGAGGCUUCCCUGAAACCAGGGGAGAGACAUCAAGGAAGCUAGAGGCCUCGAUGCAAUCUUAUUGAUUCUGGGGAAGAACGCGCGAUUAGAGGGCGCCAGACUGCCCAGUCCAUUGGCCAUUUUCUAAGGGUUCUCCUCCCCUAGCCAAAGUUUGGUUUGUUGCUGUUAAGACAAUUUUUCUUGUGUGUAUAUAAAUAUUUCAGUUUGGGGUGGGGGAAUGGGAUGUGGGGCUUUUACAGUCCGAGGGACUGGGGGCAGAGAGGAUUUUUCUUUCUUUCGUUCGCUUUUGUUUUGAGGGAGAGCUUUUACUGACUAAAGAAGCUGAGAGAAAUGUUGUGUCCUGUUCACACAGGGGCCAUUCUUACAAAUGGUGGGCCACUGCUUCAGUGGAGACGAGGCCAAAUUCUAAAUAGUUGUAUCCGUGGCAGAAGAGAACAGGGCAGUGAGUUCAAGGAUUUUCUUUUCUUUUUUUCCAGAAAGAGGGAAGGGUGAUGGGAAAGGCAGGGAAGGCAGCUUCCACAGCCCUUUUUAAAAAGAAGCAGAGGCCUGAGCUUUCGUACAUUUCAGUUCAGCUGGCUCUGGCUGAGGACUCGGUAGGCAAGCUCUGUUUCCUAGCGGGCCUCUGCUGCACUUCCAGGGAUGGUGUUAACACUGCUUCCUUCAGCUCCCUUUUCUAAGAAAGACUAAAUCGCUAUUAAAGGGCCUUCGGUUUUCAGUGUCAGCACUGACUGGGGCUCUUGAAGCACCUCAGUUUACUGGCAUCAACCUACCCCAUCAGCUUCUGAACUUUGAGACUCCACACAGGCAACUUCAUCAGAGGCAGGUUCCUCGAACCAUCAGUGCUUAUUUCUUCUGACUCUCAUUCCCAGUGGACUCAGAAACAAAGUCAGAAGAGAGUUGGCAUCUCGUGAGUUUGUUAGAGGAUGCUGGUGGAUAAGUCUAGAAAACUUACCCACGCUGAAUCACAUGAAUGACUGCAACAGCUUUACUAUAGGUCACCGUGUAGACUUCUACACCAUGCUUCGUACUCUUAGAAGCCGGGCUCCUUCCAGGAAUCCUCUAGUAAACACCUUUAUCUGAAUAUGCGUCUUUCAGCCCAGAGGGCUGUCCUCAGAGCUUCUCCAGAAUCCAUUAUAUUACAUAAUUCAACUCCCACUGACCCUGAUCAGCUGUUGUGAUUCGUCAUUUUUAAGGCUCUCAGGUUUUACAAAACCUACUGGCACCAUCCUCCUCCAGUAGCCACAGGUGGAAUUGAGCCAAUAUUACCUUUCCUUGAAAAAGAAGGGAACUGGGGCUCAGCUCUUAGUUUCAGGGGAGCUAGUGGGGCUCUAUUCAGUAGAAAUCAAUGAUAGCAGCUUUUCCUGACAAGUGACUCCUCAGGGGCUGAACUGCUCUUAGUUUAGGUUCUACUUUCCUAGAGUUCUGGCAGAGAAGUUUGAGUCACCGCCACCUUCUAACUAGUCACAUAGCUUCCAGAUAGGAGGGAGGUGUGAACUCGGGGCGGGAGCACCCUCCAGAUCUAUCUGCAGGAAGGGCUGGGCAGCCCCCUUCCCUCUGGCAGGAGGAUGAGCUCAGUGAGGACAGGGCAGAGCCGUAGGGAGGGGAAGGGGGAGCCCUGGGGACCGCCCCCUUCCACCAAGCCCGCCGCUUCUCUGCUGCUUGCAACCCCCUAUAGCACAGUAACGUGCAAAAUCACAGACUUGUUUUCCCCAGAAGAUAGGAGGAAAGGGACUUUGGUGGGUGGGGAAGGGGUAGUGGUGUUUUAAAAGCAUAAGUUACUGUUUGCACUGUUUUAAGAUAGGAAAAAAAAAUAUAUAGUGGGCAAGGUGAACAUCCAACGUAAGCUUGUGUGUUUUUCUUUUGUCAUGCUCUUGAAAAUGUUUGACCGUUUGUAGUAUCCACCGGUGAAGCCUGAUGCUCUGUUGCAUAAAACACUAUUUUUUUUGGAAAUGUUACUGUCUGAAAGCCUCUUCCCUCCCUUCCCCUCUCCUGUGUUCUUCCUCAUCCUCGCCUGACUGAUCAACCAGGCAGUAGCCAUCCAGGAGCUGGAGUGAGGAGCAGGGCCCUUUCCAAGUAGACUCUGGGUGUCCUCAGCCGGGGGGGUGCCCUCCGGUCCAGCGGCUGCCGUCGAGUCCCUGGCCCCCAUCUUUAAAAUAAGGCUUACAGACCAGGCCACAGCAAAUUCUCCAAUUCCCAACUCCAAUGCGCUAGGAAGGAGGAGCCGAGGGGUCCAGGGGAGCCCUCGAGCACGGCCCAUGGGCCCAUGGCCGCAGCGGCUGAGUUCUCCAAGUUACCAGAACUGUAGCCAGUUACAGUUUACUCAGGAAAACGGUCGAUCACUUCAGCCAUGGUAGUGCUGGUUGGCAGGGCUUGGUAACGUAGAGAACUGCUCGUUAGCCGCCACUCAGACCUGGCCUUGAAGGGGACCGCCAGCUGGAGGCGCCCCGCCUGGCAGUGACUCACACCAGCCGGUGUGGCGAGGGCUCAGCUCACACCCGCCAGCAAAAAGGGAACAGCGAUUCUCUUUUCUCCCCCCAACCCCGCACCCCCGCUCCCCGCCCCUAUUACCAAUGCCAGAUUCCCAGGGGGUACAUACGUUUUUUGAAUUUUUUUAAAAAUGUUUUUUGGUUUGGUUUUUCUGGGGACUGAUGAGUGCUUUAAGCAACAUCAAUACCCCACCAGGCCCCCAGCUUCUUCAUUUUUCUUGUAUUUUUUGUUCACAGUAUUUUGUGUGUGUGUGUGCAAAGUUUUGGCAGCUCAUUUUGGCUGUAUUAUAUAUCGAGUGAUGAAUUGAUCCUUUUUAUUCCCCCUACGGGAUAUGAAUUGUUUUCUCCUUGUGUUACAAUCCUGCUUGUGAACAGCUGGAGCAGACCUGGGGCUGACACACCAAGCUAGGGCUGCAAAGUGCCGAGAGAACAGGGCGGGCUGGCUUGUCCCCGACGGGCUGACCCACCCGAGUCUCUGAGCUUUUCAGUCCAAAUCUCUGCAAGGCUAAAAUCGCCAGCAAACCUCCCCUCUUCUCCCCACUCCCCGCGGCAGGGACGGAACCAUCCCUACUUGCAGUUUCUCAGGCCCCCUCCUGUUGCCAUGGCAAAACAGGUACCUGCAGGGCACGGGGCCUCCCAUGGGAUGCUUGUAUAAUCCACCGCCUCGCCUUUUCUCCCUCCCCUCCCCACCCCCCGGAAUCACUUCCUAGGACACCCGAGCUGCUUGCCCAGGGUCCUGUUUCCCUGCCAACUCCAGAGAAGCACCCAGGGCUUUGUGACAGUCUCUAAUCCCUCCCCUCUCGUUAAGAAUCAUAUUGUAUAGUAGCUUUUAGACCAUACAGUAUUCAUUGGGUUACUCCUAUUAUUAUCAAGUAGCUGGAAUUGUGAAGGUCGGAGUAGUUAGAUCUUUAGCUUUGAUUCCUUAUUUUUUUUUUUUGUAUUACUAUCCAUGUGUAUAAAUUAUUGAUCAUGUUGCUGGCUUUUAUAAACUCUAAGCGAAGGGAGAGCACUGCCUCUGCCUUUGCAAAUGGUAAUGAAGCACUGUUUUUAAAUAAAAGAGAGAAACACCA